Molecule: messenger RNA, 1705 nt
Organism: Saccostrea echinata
Lineage: Eukaryota; Metazoa; Mollusca; Bivalvia; Ostreida; Ostreidae
Product: galactose-specific lectin nattectin-like
Exons: 5
Coding region: 32-610 (192 amino acids)
Source: RefSeq, a predicted model, not a curated record
AGUGGUAACUCUCCUCUUGUCACAGCUACAAAUGAGUUUUUCCCAGAGUCUAGACAUAAGAAAGGGCGAUGAUAAAUGUGCAUUGGAGACAUUGGAAGAAUCCCUGCUUUCAUUAAAAAUGCAUUUAAACACCCAAUUAAAGGACUUGGAACAAAAAGUGAAGAGAGAAAACAUACAGACAUUCGAAAAUCUUCAAACACAGAUAAACAGUUUUAAAAAUUGUCCGAAAGGAUGGGUCAAGCACGGCAAUUCAUGCUACAUGCUUAACACACAAAAGUUAUCAUGGGAACAGGCAAAUGUUAAAUGCCGAGGAUUAUCAGCAAAGUUGGUUGAAAUAGAUACAAAGCCCGAAAACGUCUUUAUAACAAAUACCAUAAGAAAUGAAGAAGCCAACGGCCGUGCCUGGUUGGGUGGUACAGACAAAACACAAGAAAACAUCUGGAUUUGGAAUGACUCAGGUUUACCAUUACGCUUCAAAAACUGGAGCAAGGGAGAACCAAAUGAUGACAAAGGAAAUGAAGAUUGCAUGGAAAUAUUUUCUAAAAACGGAAUGUGGAAUGAUUUGCGAUGUUCUUUUUCGUCUAUGUUUGUAUGUGAAAAAGACAUUUAAUGUCUGCUUAAAAUUUUACAUAAAUCAGGAUGAGUUUUAUUUUAUAUGUUUUAUUUUUAACGCUAUCAUACUACAUUCUUUCGUUCACAAUGUUAAGGACAGUAGACAUAAGACUGUGAGAUGUCAAAAAUUUUUGUAGCUCAGCCAUUCUUUAAAAUGCUAAGUUUUCUCAAAAUGAGCAAAGCACUGGUAACGUUUAUUCUAUAUUUGUAUAUUUUGUCAGUUACAAUAUUAUUUUUUUGACAAUGGCUACUUUUUAAAAAUAUAUAUAAUUCCUCUUAGGAGUCUGAAUACUUUUAACAAAAUUGUCUACAUCUGUUCCUGAAUGUCUACAUUUGAAUUUUGUAUAGGUGUAUAUAAAUUCUAUUUACAUUUGAGAUAUCAAAUUUCAUUUUUAAGAUCACUUUAUCUAGAUCUAUAUGAUUGAUUCAGCAAAAAAACUGGAGAAAGCUCAUGAAUUGUAAAUACGAGGGUCGUUUGGUAAUAUCAUGAACGAUACGUCUUUAUCGGAAAAUGAUGCGAGCACUAAGCUGAAAGUUCAGUAAAUUUUUGUUUAUCAUAUUUGUGUAUAUCUUCAUUUUUGUGAUAAAAUAUAGACAAAAAAUAAGGAUUUUAUUAUAUUUCGAUGUGCACAGGGAAUGAGCCUACGGUGCAUGACCACAAAAUCAGAGAGUAUGCAAUUAUUAUUUCGAAAUAAAAGUAUUACAAUGAAAAUAUUACAGGCUAGGGUGUAUAUUUUCAUAUUUUAAGUUACCAUCUAUUAUGAUAUCAUUCGGAGAAUUUUAAGGCAUUUAAUUGGAAAACAGUUAAGUUUUAUGUAAUGACUUUUAGUAAUAGCAGAAGGGAAAAAAUAAAAAUAUCAGUAUUUAGUAUACAAGUGGAAUGGACAUUUUCUAAGCGGAAACUUUUUUCAUUGAUUCCUAUUGUAGAAAUAAAAACUGCAGAUCCCUAUUAAAUGCAUUCGAAACUUUUUUUGGUGUUCUGUAAACUAUGAUUUUCCCUGCAGUUCGCAUUUGCUCUGUGGAGAUUUAGUGAGACUACAGAGAGACUGUUAACGGAUAAGGUAAAUUAUUCACGAAAUUGUAGCUAGGAAGU